AUGAAAUUAUAUGUAACAAAUGCAGCUAAAAUACAAACAGUUCUUCAAGAAUUGCACAUCAUUAAUAUAAAAAAUUCAUUUGUAUCAGGUUUAAAAAGUCUAUCUAUUCAAAAAAAGUUAUUAGGGGCUACUACAGGCAAUGCUUCUAACAGCAAUACAUUUCUUAGAGAACUCAUAACUAAAGUUCAUGCAUCUCCUCAGAGAUGUGAAAAAUUAAGUUACUUUUGUAAAUUUCAUGAAGUCAAUAAUUUGAAACCAAUUUUAGAUGUGGCAGCUCAAUGGAAUUCAACAUUUGAAAUGAUUUCAAUAGCAUUAAAAAUGAGAACAGAAAUAUUAAUUAAAAAAGCAGCAGAAAAGAGCAAAGAAAAAUUAUUAGAGUAUUAUAAUAAAACAAAUGAAACUUAUCUUAUUGCAACUAUUUUAGAUCCAAGAUUUAAAAUAUUAUAUUAUUAUUAUGAAGAAAAUGAAUAG
Diversispora eburnea is the source of this 471-nucleotide messenger RNA. The record is from the annotation of a GenBank genome assembly. Lineage: Eukaryota; Fungi; Glomeromycota; Glomeromycetes; Diversisporales; Diversisporaceae.